AUGUUGUCAUGCUCAGUGCAUAGUGACGGUGCUUGCAUAGUGACGGUGCUGUACACACUAUCCAGCGACAUCUUUUCUAUCAUCAACUUCUUCAGCUUCUUUAACUGUCUCUGCGUCGCCAUGACCAUCAUCGGCAUGAUGUGGCUGCGACACAAGAGACCUGAACUGGAGCGCCCCAUCAAGGUGAAUCUCCUACUCCCGGUGAGUUUUGUGGUAGCGUGUGUGUUCCUCAUUGCGGUGUCAUUUGGGAAGACGUCCGUGGAGUGUGGCAUCGGCUUUGGUAUCAUCGCCACUGGGGUACCAAAGCUGCUGAACGUGGUUCCUCAGGACUCAUGGACUCAUCCUUUUGUCCACUGCAACCCAAGCCGCUGUAUCACCACUGAAGCAGUGCUGGACGGUCAAUGUGUGCUCAUCUCAGGCUGA
Molecule: messenger RNA, 423 nt
Organism: Oncorhynchus keta (chum salmon)
Lineage: Eukaryota; Metazoa; Chordata; Actinopteri; Salmoniformes; Salmonidae
Product: large neutral amino acids transporter small subunit 1-like
Exons: 4
Coding region: 1-423 (140 amino acids)
Biological process (GO): neutral amino acid transport; amino acid transmembrane transport
Cellular component (GO): membrane
Molecular function (GO): L-amino acid transmembrane transporter activity; neutral L-amino acid transmembrane transporter activity
Source: RefSeq, a predicted model, not a curated record